GGUGUUUUCCGAUUCAACAGCCGGGUUUCCGAUAUAACUCUGUAAAUACCCCAACCCUCCGCUCUUCCCUCUUCUUCUUCCUCUCUCUCCGUCUCUCAUGCGGUCUCUGGUUUUCAAUCAAAGGCUUUGGUAUUCUGAUCCUCCAAUAGCAUUUUUCCUCAUUUCGCUGAAGAAGGUUGCUUUGGUUUUGGAUUCGUGAAUCAGGACAAACAUUGGGGAGGACACUUUUAUGUGGGCGGAGAAAGAAAGACUCUACCCCUUAUGUGUCUCGCUUCCCACAAAAAUAAGUUUGGUUCGGUUGCUUUUAUUGGUGAAUGGGUUUCUGCUCCAACUUGGCACCUUUGCCUUGGGCCUCCAUCCCCUCCCAUGUUGAAAUCACUCUCCAGAUCUAAUUUGUCACUUCAAGGGGAUUGAGAGAUCUCUUUGAUACGGAUCAUUUCAAUAGAGAUCUUGGGCUUUUGUCAGCUGGAGUUGAGGAGAUACGUCCUUUUUCUUGAUAAAAAUGGGGAUAUCUUUUUCAUAUCCAUUCGAUGAUCUUGAUGAGUUAGAUGAUUUUGAUGAGGACUUUGAAGCGCUCAUUAGGAGAUCUCUCAGUUUUAAGGGCGAAGAUGUGCAGACAAAAUGGCAAUCACUCAGUUUCAAUGGCCGAGAUUCCAAGGCCGCCGUACUGAAAUCAUUCGGAUCUGGAAAAAUGUUCAUUGAAAGAUCUAUGAGUUAUAAAAGAAGGGAAUUGGAACCCUUCCAUUUGGAAACUAUGAUUUCUUUGUCUCCUUCGCCCAAAGAAACUGCAUUAAGAUCAUCUACCUUCAAGAGCAGAGAGACCAGUGAUGUGUGUCCAUCUCCGGCGUCGAGCUUCUUAUGUGAGAGGAGUCCCAGCUCGUCUGUAUUGGGAUCGAGUGGGCCCCGACAUGAAGCUGCACUGAAGUUGCAGAAAGUGUACAAGAGCUUCCAAACAAGGCGGAGACUUGCGGAUUGUGCAGUUCUCGUGGAGCAGCAUUGGUGGAAGUUGUUAGAUUUUGCAUUACUUAAACGGAGUUCGGUAUCAUUUUUCGACAUUGAGAAACAGGAGACGGCUGUUUCCCGCUGGUCGAGGGCAAGAACUCGGGCUGCUAUGGUGGGGAGAGGUUUAUCAAAGGAUAAGAAAGCACGGAAACUUGCUUUACAACAUUGGCUUGAGGCGAUUGAUCCACGCCAUCGAUAUGGGCAUAAUCUCCACUUCUAUUAUGUUAGUUGGUUGCAAUGUGAGAGUAAGCAGCCAUUCUUCUAUUGGCUAGAUGUGGGAGACGGGAGGGAUGUCAAUCUCGAACAGUGUCCUCGAUCAGCGCUUCAACAUCAAUGCAUCAAAUAUCUUGGCCCAAAAGAAAGGGAAACCUAUGAAGUUAUUGUGGAGGACGGUAUAUUCCGCUACAAGCAUAACGGGCAGCUUCUCAACACAUCUAAAGGAACCACAAAUUCUAAAUGGAUCUUUGUUCUCAGCACAUUGAAGACCUUGUAUGUUGGGCAGAAGAAGAAAGGCAUGUUUCAACAUUCAAGCUUUUUGGCUGGAGGAGCGACAUCUGCAGCUGGAAGAUUAGUUGUGGAAGAGGGAAUCCUGAAGGCUGUUUGGCCCCACAGUGGUCAUUAUCGCCCAACCAAAGAAAACUUUCAAGAAUUUGUUAACUUUCUCAAAGAAAAAAAUGUGGACCUCACCAAUGUCCAGGAUAGUCCGACAGAUGACGACGAUGGUAAUGGGCACCAUUCAGAACUUACGAAGGACCCGUCUUUAGCAAACUUAGGCGAACAGAUAACUGAUAUCUCAACAGAUAACACGAACACAAAACAUGUUCCUGAGCAUAAGCACUCUCAUACUACUCGGUGGAGACCUAGUAAGAUUGCCAUACCAAAUAACACAGUUACAUUUGAAAGGCCAAGGCCAAAGAGUGACGGUGGCGAAGAUCAAGCAAUGGGAGAUUUCUCAUUUCAAACUCAACCAGGAAGAAAUGAAACAACACCAACAAAAGGAUUGUCUGUUCCCGAGCAAAGUUAUAUGUUCCAGAAGCACAAUCUCUAUGAGGAUGAGGAGGACGAUGAGGAAGAAACUGUACCACCCGAAAAGAUACUACUCAGGAUCACCUCAAGGAAGGGAACAAAGUCAUAUCAGUUAGGAGAGCAACUUUCUUUCAAGUGGACAACAGGGGUUGGACCCCGGAUCGGGUGUGUGAGAGACUAUCCGUCAGAGCUCCAGUUUCGCGCUUUAGACGAAGUGCAUUUGUCCCCAAGAGAGCAUGGGAGUUGUAGGCCUUCCCCUCGAAAUUUUGCAUACAGGAGUCCAAGGCCAUCACCGAGAUCUAAUAUGAUGUGCACAAGUCCAAAGCCGCCGGCACUAUCUUUAUUAAAAGAAAGCAAAGAAAACAGCUGCAUCAGCAAUGACAACAGUCAUGGCAACCAAUGCUAGAUUAAAGGUACCCUUCCUUGAUUCAUUUAUUCUUGUGUGAUUGGGAAAAAUAUAGAAAUUCAUUCAUUUGCAUUCUUUUUGGUAGAUCUUGUAGUGAAUAUGAGGACGGUCUCUGUAAAAUUUUCAUGGGUCCGACAGCCCCUUAAUAUAAAAUUCAUUUUCAUUA
This is a messenger RNA of Magnolia sinica, 2600 nucleotides long. RefSeq names its product IQ domain-containing protein IQM2-like. Lineage: Eukaryota; Viridiplantae; Streptophyta; Magnoliopsida; Magnoliales; Magnoliaceae. The coding region runs from base 503 to 2434 and encodes 643 amino acids. The record is from RefSeq and is a predicted model, not a curated record. The transcript is spliced from 12 exons.